Aphanomyces invadans is the source of this 300-nucleotide messenger RNA. RefSeq lists its product as hypothetical. NCBI's taxonomy places the organism in Eukaryota, Oomycota, Saprolegniomycetes, Saprolegniales, Verrucalvaceae. The transcript has a single exon. The annotation marks the transcript as partial. The record is from RefSeq and is a predicted model, not a curated record.
AUGCACAAGGAAGUAAUGAACAAGAACGAACAACGCGUCCUGAAAGCCAUGAUGAAGACCGACAGCUAUGAAAACUGCAACGUGACCGAAGGGGACUACGUGUUAUGGUCCCGGGUCGACGAGCGCAGUCAUCCCAAGCUGUUGGUAACGUGGUUGGGCCCCUACCGAGUCAAGGAAGUUGGCGAGUUCUCUGUCAAAAUCGAGCACUUGAUCACUCACGAAGAACGUGAAGCACAUAUGUCCAGGAUCAAGAUGUAUGCGGAAUCAAGCUUUGAAAUCACUGAAGAAAUUCUCGAACAC